Messenger RNA from Carlito syrichta (Philippine tarsier), 430 nucleotides. RefSeq names its product centrosomal protein of 72 kDa-like. NCBI's taxonomy places the organism in Eukaryota, Metazoa, Chordata, Mammalia, Primates, Tarsiidae. The record is from RefSeq and is a predicted model, not a curated record. The annotation marks the transcript as partial. Gene Ontology annotation, cellular component: centriolar satellite. Gene Ontology annotation, molecular function: protein binding. Gene Ontology annotation, biological process: spindle organization; centriole replication; regulation of protein localization to centrosome. The transcript is spliced from 3 exons.
CCGAACUUCGGUCGUUGUCUAUUCCUGGAACGUACCAAGAGAAAAUUACUCACCUGGGACACUCUUUGAUGCAUUUAACAGGUCUAAAGUCCCUAGACCUCUCACGUAACUCCUUGGUUAGCCUAGAGGGCAUCCAGUUUCUGGCUGCAUUGGAAAGCCUCAACCUUUACUACAACUGCAUCUCCUCACUGGCAGAGGUGUUCCGGCUGCACACCCUGCCUGCACUCGUGGACGUGGACCUCCGGCUGAACCCCGUGGGCAAGGCCGAGUCUGACUACCGCCUCUUCGUGGUGCACCUGCUCCCCGGGCUGCGGCGGCUGGAUGACCGACCAGUGAGAGCGAGUGAGCGUGAGGCGUCCCGGCUGUGCUUUGCUGCAGAGGACUCCCUGGACUCCACAGAGGGCAUUCCAGAUGCCCGGAGCCUUGUCAG